Molecule: messenger RNA, 942 nt
Organism: Rhineura floridana
Lineage: Eukaryota; Metazoa; Chordata; Lepidosauria; Squamata; Rhineuridae
Product: cytochrome c oxidase subunit 5A, mitochondrial
Exons: 5
Coding region: 336-767 (143 amino acids)
Biological process (GO): mitochondrial electron transport, cytochrome c to oxygen
Cellular component (GO): mitochondrial inner membrane
Source: RefSeq, a predicted model, not a curated record
CAGCUCCGGGAGGUUUUCUCUCUCGCUUUCCCUCUCUUCUCUGUCUCCUCCCUUUUCUUUUUGAUGGGAGGGCAAAGGUUUGGCUGCCUUACGCCACCGUAGCCUCAGCCCCUCCCACUUUUGCCCUCGGAACGUCUCGACAGCGGGGAGUAGCGGCGCGUGGCUGUAAGAGAGGAACGGGCUGCCGGAAGCCAAGAAGCGAGCAGCUGCAGUAGCCGCGCGGGCGCGCGCCAGCCCACCGCCUCAGCCCUGCCGUCUUCUCUCUCCCUCUCCCGGCGCCACACACACGCACACCCGUUUACUUCACAGUCGCCCCUCUUUCUUUCUCCUCAGCCAUGUUGGCAGCCGCUCAGCUCCUCCGCCGCUGCGCCGCGCCCGCCCUCCGCGGCUUGGUCCCGAGGGCGUCCCCCGCAGCGGUAUUGCCUGUACGCUGUUAUUCACAUGGGUCACAAGAGUCAGACGAAGAGUUUGAUGCUCGCUGGGUGACAUACUUCAAUAAGCCAGAUAUUGAUGCCUGGGAGCUAAGGAAAGGAAUGAAUACACUUGUUAGUUAUGACCUGGUUCCAGAACCAAAAAUCAUUGAUGCUGCUUUGAGGGCAUGCAGACGACUAAAUGACUUUGCUAGUGCGGUCCGUAUCUUAGAAGCUGUAAAGGAGAAAGCAGGACCUCAUAAGGAAAUAUACCCAUAUGUUAUCCAGGAACUUAGACCGACUUUGAAUGAAUUGGGAAUCUCAACUCCAGAGGAACUUGGUCUGGACAAAGUGUAAACAUAAUUGAUGAGCUUCCCAUGGGUUUAUUGUUAAUGCUACCUGAUUCUACAACAAUUGCCUGGAUACAGACGUUAUAAUAUUACUUAUUUGAAAUUACUACUUCCUUUUAUUGAGUCCUGGAAUAUGUGUUGUGAAGCUGGACCUAAUAAAGGGGAACUGGUUUGAACUGAAA